This is a messenger RNA of Capra hircus (goat), 1648 nucleotides long. RefSeq names its product tetratricopeptide repeat domain 23 like (gene TTC23L). The transcript is spliced from 13 exons. Gene Ontology annotation, molecular function: protein binding. Bases 163 to 1548 code for a protein of 461 amino acids. Lineage: Eukaryota; Metazoa; Chordata; Mammalia; Artiodactyla; Bovidae. The record is from RefSeq and is a predicted model, not a curated record.
ACGCGGAAGGCAGAGCUAGCUGAGCGUCUCGCUUCCGCGAGGCAACCUGUGGCGCCUUGAACGAGGUCCGCAGAGGCCAGUACACUGAAGCGCCCCGCGGAAGUCGAGCAGAGGGUGCCAGGAAGGCUAGUUCCGUGCCUUCUGCCCUCCGCCAGGAAGAAGAUGCGAGCCAGCCCCAUCCGCAUCCCAACUGUCACCAGUGACACCGACUGGGACUUCUGCUUCCAUCUGUCCCAGCAAACGAAGAUCCCAGAACAUCAGCGAAUAGAUGAGUCAUCUCCCACUAGUGGAUCUGAAGAGAGUGAGGAAGACACCAAAGUCAAGGAGAAGGUCAUAGACCGUAUGUCUCAUCCCAGAGAGAAACUGGCCCAAUCCCGGAAGAAAAUAGCUCAGCUGAUUAAGGGGAAAAAGAACAUUGAAGCAAAUAAGGAGCUGAUUCGCUGUGUCAUCCUUUCUCGGAUUAUUUUUGGGGAAGAACACUGGAAAUGUGCACAAGCUUUGGCCACCCUGGCUUAUGGCUACCUGACACUGAGAGGCCUUCCAGCUCAGGCCAAGAAACAUGCGGAAUCCGCCAAGAACGUCUUACUGACCUGGAAGGGAACCACAACCUCAGACAAGGAGGAAAAGCAAAUUCUGGAGACUCUGGUCAUGCUCUACUACACUCUGGGCGUGGUCUGCCUCCUGCAGAACCAUGGCAGAGAGGCGUAUUUCAACCUGCAGAAGUCAGAGAGAAACAUGAAGGAGCUGAGAGAAUUGUAUAAGGGAGGCACUUGUGGAUUACAGGUCUCAGAGAAAGAUUUAACAAUUGCUUUGGGCAGAGCCUCCUUGGCCAACUGCAGGUUAAACCUUGCGCUGGUAUACUUUGAAAAGGCAGUUGACAAUGUUAUUGCCAAUAAGGGUGACAAUACGUCAGAUCUGGUCAGUCUUUACCAGGAAAUUGCUCAGAUCGAGCAGCUGAGGAGGAACCACGAGCAAGCCAUCCAGUACUUGCACCAGGCCCAUUCGAUCUGUGUCUCUUUGUUCACUGAAGUCAGCCCCCAAGCUGCAGAGGCGAGUGCGUUACUAGCCAAGGCUUAUGCCAUGUCUGGAGAGGUCCAACACAAGGAUGCUGUUGGGCUGUAUUUUAUGAAAAGCAUCACUGCAUAUCAAACAACAUUGGGCCCAGAGGAUUAUGAAACACUGACAACUGUUGAAGAAUUUUGCAAAUGGCUUGUUCAAAAUGGGGAAAAGCGGGAGGCUUAUAGGCUGCUAAAGGCUUCAUUGAGAUCUCAGGUCAUCAGCUAUGGUGACUGUAAUGAAAAAGUGGCUGAAACAUUUUAUAACAUGGGCAAGAUCUGCUUUGCCAAAGGAGAGCUCAGAAAGGCAGUUCAACUGCUAAGGAAGUGUCUGAUGAUUCAAAUACUUAUAUAUGGAGAUGAGCACAGGAAAAGCAGAGACACAAAAAACCUCCUGACCCUAAUGCAGAGGGCGAGUAACAGUUCAUCCAGAUGGAGAAGAGACGACAUCUCGGGAAGAAGGCACUCUCUAUGCAAAAUCACAGAGGCCUGACAGAGGGCAGCGUUUGGAAGGAAUGGUCUUCUGUUAUCAGUAAAGGGAAAACCUCUAUACAGGAUAGUCAACAAUAAAGCCAACCUGUUGGUAACAAGCA